AUGUCAGACUCUUAUUUCGGCUUCGAUACCACAAUGCCUCCUUUAAAUUCUGACCAGUUGACUGCUGGAACUGCGGAAAUAACCGAAGACGAGUUGUCUAAAAAUUUUGAAGCUUUUGCUCUCGAGUCUGGUCAGGAUUUCGGAGUCUAUGGUUACGAUCCUCUGGCGGAUCAAUUAGUUGAAACCGGCGAUGACUAUAACGAAGAAACUUUUGGAAAUGACAUUACUAAUAUAGGUGAUGAUUUCGAUUUUACUCAAAGUAAUGCUAAAAUAGCAGAUACAAUACAAAAAGAAGAGAAAAUUUAUGUUGAUCGAAGGGAAAAUGUACCAUCAGAUAAUAAUGAACUUAUACGACAAAGACCCCUAUUUUCGAAUUUAUGGGACGAUCAGGCUGGGAUAGCAGUGAAUGGCAAUGGUAGUUAUCCAAAUGACCCGACAACUUCACCUUUGAUGCCUGAGUCUCCAAUAAGUCCUUCUAUUUGGGGAUCAUACCAUCCGCCUUCCACUCGCAAAGGUUUGGCUUCCAACAACCGACAAGAAUUUAUCCAGUUCUCUGCCAUGAAUUUGACAAACCUACACCACCCAUCCUAUGAAAACCCGCCGAACUAUCCACCAUCUCAAAUAUCUCCACUACCACCUGGAUUUGGUCCACCUCCUGUUGCGCGCGUGCCUACCCUCGAAGAAAUAGAAAAACAAUUACAGAGACAAGCUGGCCAAUCAUCAACGAUAGAAAAUCAUCAAUUACAAAGACAAGCUGGUCCUCCACCACAAUCACAAUUACCACCGCCGAUGCAUAACUCUCCUUUACCAGAGAAGCGAAUGCUCAGUUUGGCAGAAGUGGAAGCUGCACUAUUAGGUAUGAAUAGCCGUCCUCCACCUUUGCCAAUAUAUGGUCAAACAGAAGGUGUGUAUCGUGAACAAGAGACCGCUUUCUUGGAACAAGAGGCUGCGAUACGUGAACAGGAGACUUUAUAUUAUGAGAGGGAAAGAAAACUUCGAGAAAAACAAAGAAAACUUACGGAUAUGGCCAAAUAUAAUGGUCUUAUGACACAAAAUGACAAAGAUUAUAUCAAUCGCAUCCAAAUAUCUCAACUUGUGACUGAUGAUCCAUAUUCAGAUGAUUUUUAUUAUCAAGUAUACACCGCUAUACGGAACCGUCAAACACAAUCCCAAAUGGGCCCAUUUUCUCCCAAUGCUAGCGGUGGUGGUGCGGGACAGGAAAGAAGACACCGAAAUAGAGGGUCAGAAAGUGGGAUGUUAAAAAUGCAACAGCAAGUUUUGAGAAUAGUAAAUGAUGCGAGAAGGAAACCAAAAUCCACUCAAUUGUCAUUGGAAGGAGCAUUAGGAAAGAUUGCGCUUAAUUCAGUUCGUAAUCCUAGACAAUUAUUACAAGUUUCGGCAAAACACACUGAUACUCUUCAAACUCAUGCAAGCCCAAGUGGAGGCACCCAUCACAAAGUCCCCUCAAUCACAUUGCAUGGUAUAGUAGAUCAUCGGAAAGUAUUGCGUUCUAUUGAAAAUAUUUAUUCGGCAGUCUUGGGACUAGAAGAAUUGAGACGCAAUCAGCAUCCGCAAUCGCGACAAUAUUCUGAUCAAGAAAGAGAGGAUAAAUGGUUGCAAGAAAAAUACACAGAAUUAGCUAGAAAAAUGUGGGAGGAAUUACAUGUAACAGAUCCGAUUGGCAUCAGUUUUCAACAUCCCUUCAUUAGCAUACUUUCUGUUUCAAAGGGUAAAAAGGUUAUUCCUCGGGUGCUGCGACAUUGCAACCAGGAUCAAAUCGGCGCAAUGAUUCGAAUUCUUGUAGCCAAUUUUGAAACAUUAGAUGUAUGCAAAGCUGCAAUUGGGGGAUCGAAUGGAAACAUCAAACAAUCAAUUUUGGACGAAGUUGAAUUAUUUAUGAACACUGUUGUUCCACCAUUGUUGCAAUUUGUAGCCGAAGCACCACUGAAAAUUGUUAUUGGGCUUUUGACAUUAUUUAUAGAGCGAAAUAAUAUUAUAUGGGUUGCUAAGAGUAAGGUUGGUCUUGCUUUCCUAACCAUGUUUUUGAGUCGAGCGGAAAUAUUAAAACAAGGGGGUGGUGCUAUGCAAGGAUUACCACCACCGGAAGAUCGAGAAAUAAUGCAAUGGCAAGAAUCCUACAAUCGAUUGUUUAGUCAACUUCAAAAUUAUUUCUUGUCGUCGUUCCCGCCUUUUACGUCAAACAUCGACGAUAUGUACGUGUGGCAAUUCUUGGCAGCUAUGGCAGUUGGAGCUUCAAUGGAACAACAACAUGUCUUAGUAACCGAAAUCAGAGAGCGGGUUCUGGAGACUGUAGUGCAAGCUUCACGAAUGCCACACGACAAAGCUGCACACAAAAUCACUAAUGUGAAUUUAUUCCUCCACGCAUUGGGACUUGACGCUUCCCAACUCAAAAUAUAA
Ambispora gerdemannii is the source of this 2418-nucleotide messenger RNA. The record is from the annotation of a GenBank genome assembly. Lineage: Eukaryota; Fungi; Glomeromycota; Glomeromycetes; Archaeosporales; Ambisporaceae.